Molecule: messenger RNA, 561 nt
Organism: Cooperia oncophora
Lineage: Eukaryota; Metazoa; Nematoda; Chromadorea; Rhabditida; Trichostrongylidae
Source: the annotation of a GenBank genome assembly
AUGGAGGGUCCUUAUGAGUCGUCAGUAACGAUGGAAGAACAGGAUACAAUGCCGUUUUCUGUGGUUGAAGGAAAGCAUGGCACUGAUCACCGCAAAUUUGAGAACGUGCUAGAGCGGUUCUCAUUGAGUCAAGCCUUCGCUGCAUCAGUCAAAGUAGGAGUUUGGGAGACGUUGCUCAAUGAUCUCGCAGAGCCGUUAUCGAAUACGACGAAGGCUCUGAAAUCAGCACAUUCUAUCAAUUUGGACUGCACUUUGCUCAAUCGUGACUUUUACUGGGAUCGCUCACAAGUGGAGCAGUAUUAUCUAAUUGGUUUAAAUAAUCGCUUGGAUUAUUGCGAAGAGUUGGUGAAAAUGGUGGACAAUAUGCUUGCUCUGCGACAUGCCUCGACACUGGAGUGGAUGAUUAUCGUCCUUAUCGUGAUCGAAGUGAUCUUUGAUCUUCUCCACUUCGCCGAUUCUUCUCCCACAAGGUUAAUAGUGUUCACAGCCAAUCGAACCAACAAGCUGGCUGAUUCCCUGGUUCUGAGCUAUGAACUCAGAGCUUACGCAUGUUCCACUUAG